Molecule: messenger RNA, 2007 nt
Organism: Raphanus sativus (radish)
Lineage: Eukaryota; Viridiplantae; Streptophyta; Magnoliopsida; Brassicales; Brassicaceae
Exons: 12
Coding region: 107-1801 (564 amino acids)
Source: RefSeq, a predicted model, not a curated record
UUAAACGCUUAAACCCUCUGAUGGUUUCGAUUGAACAUUUUCCCGAGAUUUGGGAGUGUCCAUAAACCCACACACACACUCUCUCUCUCUCUCUCGUUGUUCCGAAAUGGUGAACAAACCAUGGAAGAUCAUCCCAAGGCCACUUCUCGAAACCGUACUCAACAACCACGUCCAACGCCACCGUGUUCCUCAGCCACUCAUCCUCCACGGUCCUCGCGGCGUCGGCAAAACCACUCUAAUCCUAAACCGUCUCCUCGGUGACUGGAACAAAGGCCCCCACAUCGCCGGCUACGUAGAUUUCGCACAAUCCAUCACAGAGCACCACCCGGAUCACCACCAAUCGUACCCAUGGACGUCUUGGACCAGCGUUGACCGACCUUCGCUAUCCAACUGCAAAACCCACCUCGAGAACUGCCUCGAAUCCAUGACCCACAAAGCCAUCAAGCUCGGGACUUUAAGCUCGCAGCAGAUUUUCUCUACCAUGAACAAAUGGCACGGUCUCAACGCCUCGCUCCGCCGCGUUCUCCAGGGAUGCAAAGUCGCCGUCCCGGAGAAAGCCUCCGUUUCGUUUCUGUGGGAACGGGCGGUGUGCGCGCUAUCUGUUCGACGAAAUGCCGAUGAGGAGAUCGAUGGGUUGCUUGGGUUGGAUGAGGAAGGUGGUGGUGGUGGUGGGAGCUUGUCUGUGGAAGAGGCUAGUUACUAUAGAGAGACGGCAUUUGCUUUGAGAUUGGCUAAAGAGGUUAUAAAGAUGCAUCAGGGUUGGAGAGCCAAUGCCAUUGCACAUAUGAAUAGAACUGAUGGGUUUUCGAAAACGUUGGCGAAUUCGUGUGCGGAUUGGCCUUUGCUGCUGCUCGAGUUGUUGUCUCAAGCUGCAGAGAUUGGUUUCUUCCAGCCUAAGCUAGUCUUAAACAACAUUGAAAUCUUGAAGAGUGCUAUUCAUACUGAUGAUUCAACUGUCUCAGCGUCAAUGUACCAUGACAAUCUUAUAUGGAGAAUAAUAGCUUUGGGUGCGAAUGAGCGCUGUCUACCUGUCCUGUUCGUGACUUCGGACAGCUACUACUCAUAUCAAGCCUUUGUUGACUUCGGUUUCCCAGACAUUUUCAUCUCUCGUGAGACAUUUGGAUGGACUCCUCAAGAAGCCAAAUUACACAUGGUUCCUGAUUACUUCAGUGCUUCGGAGUGGACUAUAAUUGCUGAUGUUCUUGGAGCCAAUUCUCGGCAUCUGUUUGAGCUUUAUGCCCUUAAGCAAAGCAAUCAUUACCAAAGUUUGAUGGGGAACAAAGCAGGUACGUUUGAAGAUAUUGUGGAUGCAUACUUGGCAUAUUUACAAGUUGCUGUGGUUAAUCCUGCAAUGGAAAAAGCUUUGCUGCGGCUUCAACGGUAUGCCGCUGAUGUACGCAAGGGAAGCAUUCCAGAUGAGAAAUUACGCUUUGGUGCUGCAUGGAGGCAUCCUCCGAGCAGUGAGGAUCCUGCUCUAUGCUCCGAAUGGGCUAAAAUUCAGCUGAUGGACUUUGUCCAAGCUCUUGUCAAUACAGAAUUCGCGGUAAAUUAUUUGGGUGACUACAGCCUUGAGAUCUUUGAAGACCCUUCUGCUAUGGCAUUGGUUGAGGUCGGGGUACUAUAUACUCAGCGAGAUCCGUCUUUCUUCCGUCCUAUAUCCCAAGGCAUUAAAAGAUGCCUCGUUAGAUGGCUCAUCCAAGAACGAAUGAAGAUGAGUUAUUACAGCUCAACCAAAUAUUGGUGGCAGAGAAUUAUCCGGGGUCGUUAUUACAAGCAUUUGAUGCUUGGCUACAGAACAUAGGAGGUUUCACACAGGUUUUGUUGUCACAGGAACGCUGAUGAAAAUUGUGGGUAUCUUGUGGCUCGCUAAUCCCCUUUGCUAAUAAUCAUUUGAUUAUUAUAUUUGUUUCUACAAAUGUUUUUCCUUAACCAACUAGUGAAUAGCAAAAAAAGAACAUGUAUACAUUAAAUAAACUUAUUAAAUUUACAUUGAUUACAGUUCAAAUG